AUGUUGUGGUCACAGGAGUUGGAAGUUGACAGGGUAAAAGCUAGUUGUGGUAACGAAAACUCUUUGGUUGGGAGGGUUGAUGUAGAAGUUCCUACUGAAGUUGUCAACUUCAGUAACACGACAGAGAAGGGCACGCCUAACAACAGCAGAUGUUCAAUUAGUGAUGUCAUUGAUUGUACUCGUUACAGUUCAUUAAAGAAACUUGUUCUGGUUACUGGGUAUGUGAUACGUUUCAUAAAGAACGUACGGAAACGAGUAAAGAAACAAGACGAUCUGGUUUGCGAGGACGUAUUGACUGUCAGUGAAUAUAACGCAGCGUCACACAUGUGGAUAAAGGACGAGCAGUUAUUAAUGAAAGAACAAGAUAAUUAUGCCAACCUCUGUGCUUCACUUCGCCCAUUUGAAGACAAAGAUGAACUGUUACGACUAAAGGGACGGUUUGCUAAUACGUCAUUAAAGCAUGAAGAACAACACCCAGUUAUACUUCGAAGCAAGAACAAUAGUUAUUUCACUCGGUUAGUUAUUUUGGAUGCUCAUGAAGCGACGUUACAUCAUGGCGUGGAAACAACAUUGGCACAUAUUCGGCGCAAAUUCUGGAUUGUAAAAGGACGGAAAAGCGUAAAGGAAGUUUUAAGGAAAUGUGUUACGUGUACAAGAUAUCAGGGGCGACCGGUACGUGCUCCUGCGAGCCCUGAUUUACCGCAUUUUAGAGUGGAUCACUUGGGGCAUGCUUUCCAAUUUACUGGUCUGGAUUUCGCAGGACCUUUAUUUGUGAAGGAUGGGCUGGGAAACAAUAAAUCGUAUAUUUUGUUGCUGACGUGUGCUUCGAGCCGUGCUAUCCAUUUGGAACUUGUUCCGGACAUGUCAGUUCACGGUUUUCUGCGGGGAUUCAAACGAUUCAUGGCGCGAAGAGGAAUUCCAGAUUUAGUUAUAAACGACAAUUUCAAAACAUUUAAGUCAGCGGAGGUAAAGAAAUUCAUGACACUGCAAGGUAUUCAACAGUAUUUUAUUUUACCUGCUUCGCCAUGGUGGGGCGGGUUUUACGAGCGUUUAGUCCGAUCGGUGAAGGGAUGCUUGAAGAAAACUCUUGGUAAAGCAUUCAUAACGUUUGAGGAACUUCAAACUAUAUUAUGUGAGAUAGAGGUCGCAAUCAACAACCGACCGUUAGCUUACGUGAGCGAGGACGAUUUAGACGAGGCGUUAACGCCAUUUCAUCUUAUGCAUGGUCGCAGCAUGUCUACGGGAAAGAAGGUUCUAACUACGGACGUUGUGGCUGUUAUGAGUCUCGAACAUUGCAAGAAACGGUUAUUCCACUUACGAAAGUUAUUGAAAGAUUUAUGGUCGAGAUUUCGUAGUAAUUAUCUAAAUGAACUUCGUCAGAUGAACAUUUACCGCAAGGAGAAAGGUGGAAAGGCUAGAAUGAUCGAACUCGGAGAUGUAGUGCUGAUCAAAGACGACGACCCUACACCGCGGACGCAAUGGAGAAUGGGCAAGGUUUUGAAUCUGGUGAAAGGUCGUGAUGAGAAAGUACGUGGCGCUAAACUGAAGGUGCUUUCUAAAACUGGAAAGCAGACAUACGUGUUUAGUAGUAUAGGGAAUGAGGGUUCUAGACCACUUUUUCGGCCCGCGAUCUCACCCAACUUCCGGUCAGCGGUUUCCAUAUUUUCCCCCAACCAACGCGGGCUCAUAUUUUUCUAGACCAUUUUUUCUGGUCUUUUUUACCCUCAUUUUUCUAGACCAUUUUAUCUGGUCUUUUUUACCAUCAUUUUUCUAGACCACUUUUUUAGAUCAUUUAUUUUAUUCCUAUUAAAUUCUCUAUUUAACAACUGAUUUUUCCUCAAGCAUUUUUAG
This is a messenger RNA of Paramuricea clavata, 1851 nucleotides long. NCBI's taxonomy places the organism in Eukaryota, Metazoa, Cnidaria, Anthozoa, Malacalcyonacea, Plexauridae. The record is from the annotation of a GenBank genome assembly.